CACCAUUAUCUCCGGGCCCGUGCGACUGAAGGCCAGGUAUUAAUAACAGUAAUAUUUGGCUGCAGCCUCAUCCUCGUGCAGCACUCCUGGCGGCGCGGCCCACAUCUGUCAUGGCUGCCUUCCCCUUCACCGUCCCGCUCUUGGCAAUUAUUGGUGUGACGGCGGGCGUGCAGGUGGGACCCAUACACCUGAUACAGAACUAUACCUACAUCACCUACGGGAUGCCGUCACCUGAGUACAGCGUUAUCCAGUGCCCAUACACCCUCCAGGAAGACGAGACUGUAGACUUCAUCUCCUGGGCGCUGUGGAGUGGCGAGGACGCAGUCGGCACCUACGUGUGGUCUCCAGUGGAGCUUGGAAAAUCCAAUGGAAGUCUGUCUGGCGUAGUUAAUGUGAGCAGGGAAGACGGGGACCUGGAAUUCACAGAUCUCCGGUAUGACCUUGGAGGUUUCUACUCCUGCUCCGUCACUACCACCACGGGCGAGACUGCCGACUCGGAGAAAUGGGAAGUUCUUAUAAUUGACACGACUUCUAAUACGAUGAGCCAAGGCUUUGAAAACAUUAUUGGCAGUCCAUGCACAUUAGACACGUCCGCUAGACUGUACGCUGUAUUCCCGGAGCCUACACCCCACGCAGGCUUGUACUCUGAGACCUCGGGCGGCUUCUACGAUGAGGUCACCGACAGCCAGUGGGACAAAGUCAUUUACCCAAACACUUCUGUCGCUUACUCCUUCAGUAACGUUUUAUUUCAAUUCGACGAGGACACUCCUUAUGAUGUUGAAUUCGCCCUUACCUACGGUGUCACCAAAACUGAUGGUUCUUUAAUCCCUUUAAUAACAACGACCACAGAUGUUUUUGCCUGGAACAUACAGGGGUGUCCUGCUAUGUUGAACGUGACCAAUCAGGUGGAGGAAUACUCGGAAGGGAGGAAGACCUGCCGCAAUGAGUACGUCCCGAAGGAAGGCGUACCUCAGGUGAGCGUGACCUGUGUUGAGGGUUACCACUCUGAGACGGUUGUCACCCCUCUGGUCCUCUUCUGCGACAGUGAAACCUUCCACUGGGUCACUGAAGACGGCGAGAACAUGACUGAUGUGGACCUUCAAUGUCUUCCUGAUGAAUGAUCUACAGAAGUCACUAGUUCUUCAGCCUGGGUCAUGUAAGAAGCUCUUCUACACCUCCUGCAGGAUCUACAAGAGCCAAAUGGCUCUUCAACUUAUGUAAGCAGCUCUUCUACACCUCCUGCAGGAUCUACAAGAGCCACUGGCUCUUCAACUUAGCUCAUGCAAGCAGCUCUUCUAUGUUUUCCGCAGAAAUUACAGAAUUAGGCAAGAUUAAUAAAUUUAACUUCAUUCAAUGUGCAUUAAAAUUGUAUUACUUUUAAUAAAUAUAUGAACUAGC
Procambarus clarkii (red swamp crayfish) is the source of this 1398-nucleotide messenger RNA. RefSeq lists its product as uncharacterized. The record is from RefSeq and is a predicted model, not a curated record. NCBI's taxonomy places the organism in Eukaryota, Metazoa, Arthropoda, Malacostraca, Decapoda, Cambaridae.